CGCGAUGCCUACCCCAAGCCUGACGACGGUGAGCGGGCCGACUCUGCCGGCCUUCCUGCUCUGCAGCACGCUGCUGGUCAUCAAGAUGUACGUGGUGGCGGUCAUCACAGGCCAAGUGAGGCUGCGGAAGAAGGCUUUCGCCAACCCCGAAGAUGCCCUGAGACACGGUGGCCUCCAGUUCUGCCGAAGCGACCCUGACGUGGAGCGUUGUCUCAGAGCGCACCGGAACGACAUGGAGACCAUCUACCCCUUCCUCUUCCUGGGCCUGGUCUACUCCUUCCUGGGGCCGCACCCUGUGGUGGCCUGGGCACACUUCCUCGUCUUCCUCCUCGGCCGCCUGGUGCACACCUGGGCCUACCUGGGCCAGCUGCGGGCACCCAUCCGCUCCGUGUCCUACACCCUGGCCCAGCUGCCCUGCGUCUCCAUGGCCCUGCAGAUCCUCUGGGAAGCAGCCCGCCACCUGUGACCAGCAGCUGAGUCCUCCUCGGCCACCAGACCAUGGGCAAGAGCCGCUGUGACUGUCCCUGGGGACCUGGUGUCCCUUCCAGAUGGUGAUGGGCUCCGGGUCCUGGCUCCCACGGCCCCUGCUGGGGGUGUGGACCCCUGAGCUGGUGGCCUGUGAGCCCUGCGUGUGAGUGUGAGUGUCUGGCGCAGCCUUGUGGGCUCCUGGGUGAAGUGGCCCAUGGCAGGGUUGGUAGAAAAUCCUGUUCAGCAACAGCAGUGACCCGCUCCUGCCCCCUCCCCAGCGACGAGAGGGGACACCCUUCAGGGUGCCUGCACCUGCCAUCGUCCAGUCCAGGGCUGCAGUGUGGAGCCAUCCCAGAGCCCCUGCCCAGCUGGUCUGGAGCAAGACCCGCCCUCUGUGUGUUACAACAGCUGCCAAGAGGGUCCCGGGGUGGCCAGGCCUGGGAGGAGCCGUCCCCUCCAGAGAUUGGGCUGGGGCGGCCGGGUGUGCUUCCACUGUGAGCCUCCAACCCUGUGGGGA
Molecule: messenger RNA, 985 nt
Organism: Marmota flaviventris (yellow-bellied marmot)
Lineage: Eukaryota; Metazoa; Chordata; Mammalia; Rodentia; Sciuridae
Gene: Ptges
Product: prostaglandin E synthase
Biological process (GO): prostaglandin biosynthetic process
Cellular component (GO): membrane
Molecular function (GO): prostaglandin-E synthase activity
Source: RefSeq, a predicted model, not a curated record